Emiliania huxleyi CCMP1516 is the source of this 1756-nucleotide messenger RNA. RefSeq lists its product as hypothetical. The transcript has 8 exons. NCBI's taxonomy places the organism in Eukaryota, Haptophyta, Isochrysidales, Noelaerhabdaceae. Bases 685 to 1671 code for a protein of 328 amino acids. The record is from RefSeq and is a predicted model, not a curated record.
CCGAUCCAUGCACAUGCGUGAGCGGACGCGGAGGCAGAAGGCGCUCGCCGCGGCCCACAGGGCCAGCCGUGCCAAAAGAGCGCCCUCCCCCACCACUGUGCCUCCGGCGCGGGAUCGGCGCCUUCAGCGGCGCUUUGUGAGAAUGCUCGUCAGGACUGCUGUGGCGGCAGAGCUGUGCGACGUCCCGACCGCCCUCCUGCUGGCCGCUCACGCGAGGGACGCUUCCUCGGCGCUGAUCCUGCUGACCGGCAUAGCGGAGUGGUUCGGCCGCCGCCGCCGCGGGCGAGGGACGGACUUUGAGCUAGCGCUGGACGCCGCCGAGCGGCUUGGCAUCUUCGCGCGCCGGCAGACCUGGGACCGGUUUCGGCUGGACUGUCCGCUCGGGCGCGGCGGCCGCAAGCACCCUUCCGUGCGAUGGGGACGUGGAAUCUUCCCCGACUGCCGGCCGAGCGGCUCGCACCACCGCUCGUCGGGCACGCCCGUCACGCCGCUGAUGCUGUGGCAAGCGGCGGAGGUUGCGAUGCUCGUGGUGCAGCAGGAGGCGCACGCCUUCCGUUAGUCACGGGUUCCUACUAUUUAUGGAUCCGACGGCCGCGCGACUGGGGUGCCACCUCCCAGCCGCUUGCUCGGAGGAGAGCAGACCCUGCAUGCUUCUGAAAGCCCUCGAGGAGAGCUACAAGAACCAUGUACGGCUUGCUCUCCUCCAAGCAAGCGGCUGGGGACGGCAAGGCCAGACGUGCAGCCAUAGGCGCAUGUCAUCUCACUCGCAUGGCGGGUGGCGGUCCUGCACAUCCGUGGCCGCCCCCCAAACUCCGUCGAGGUCGUCACCAAGAGCGCGGUGACGCGGUUGCGGCGGGUGGUUCUUGGGCUCGAGGAGGAGAACCACGAGCGGAUGAGCGCGACAGCGUACCGGCUCAACUACGAGUGCGUGUACGGAGAGAGCAACCCGGACGCCAUCUGGGUGAGCCGGCAGGUCUGCAUGACCUUCGAGGAGCUUCUCGCCAUCCUCAUCCACGAGGCGCUGCACGACACGGUGCUGGUGGAUGGAGAGUUUCUCUCUGGCGACGAGGAGCACGAGUGCAUGUUCUUGCUCGGCGACCGCACUUACUGGUGACACGGCCGACGUACCUCGCGGGAGGAAGGGAGGGAGUCCUCCUCCCCUACCACCUCCCCCCUCCCCCCUCCGAACCGUCGUGCGCGCUGCGCUCUCCUCUCCUCUCGCUCUCUAGUUGCAUCCUCUGCCGCCAACGACCGGCGACACCUCUACCUACCGGCGCCGUCUCCUGCAGACCCCCCCCCAACCGCCGCCGCCGCCGCCGCCCCUUUCCCCAGCUGCCGAGCUCCUCUGUACACCCCCUGUAUUCUGAGUACGCAGGCGCAGCCAUGGCGCGCCUCUCUUAUCCGUCUGUAGCAUAUGUGACCACUGCUACGAUGCAUGCGACACACGCGAACCCCUCCUGGUUUCGCGUGACUCGUCCGAGGCUGGACCGAGCAUGCGCCACGCCACGGCAUCAUCUCCGACAUCUCCGCCAUGAACCAGCCGCUGGGUGGGAUUCGCCUUCCUGCGGAAACCGGGGAAAAAUUUCUAUAGACGCUGUUGAGCAGUACCGCAUUGUGACCUGUGAUCGACCGCAUCUCUCGCUGUGUGUAUGUCACUCGUUUUUCCGUUAGUGCAUUUUGUGGACUGUGUGUACCUGUUGUCGACCUGCGUGAACGCGUGUGUGCUGUGAAUGAGAAUGACUGUGUGUUAGACGCG